CUAUUAUAUAACGAGAAAGAGGAGGGGAGGAAGGGGAAAUGAAUGUACAAAGCUAGCUUAGACGGUAGGCUUUGUUUUGUUUUUAGCUACAGGCCAAAAUGGCCAGGAUUUUAUUUUAGUUAGUCUUUUUAGGUCUGAACACAGGUUGGGAAAGCGUCUUAUUCUGAGUGAUAUAUGUCCUCACCCAGUAAGCUAAGCGGACAGCGUCUGAUGCUAUUUCUCUUUUUUGAUACAGCUUGCUCGUCGAAAAGUAGCCUGGCCUGUGACGUUUUCCUUGCCAAAAGGAAGUUAGCGCUAGGUAGCUAACGUUGGUUAUUAGUCUUUUCCUUAGUGUUUUGUUGUAUAGUUUCAUCAUAUUUACACCGAACCUUUGUCGACGAAGGUUUUAUGGUAUUAAAUUGAAAGAAAGGUAGAUCGAUUGAAUAAAAUAGGGUGUUUAGGAUAACAAUCUAAGCUCUACGUACUGGUAGCUGCUUGUCAGUCCGCAAGUCCCUUUGUUAGAUUUCAGUUACUGAGUUGUUUUAACAAUUUUAAUCAGCAAUUUGAAGUGACACUAACGUUAACUCGGAGCGUAAAAAGAGACCUCAGUUUCUGUAACUGUUGUUAGCAUAUCAGGUACAGUAGGUAGUUUAUUCUUGCUUGAUCAUGUACGCACCUCCGGGACCUGCUCUCCCCGGAAACCGGCGUCGGCGAGGCGGCACAGCGCUGCCCAAGCAGCCGGAGCGCAGUCUGGCCUCGGCGCUUCCCGGGGCUCUGUCCAUUACAGCCCUGUGUACGGCCCUGGCCGAACCUGCAUGGCUCCGGGUCCACGGAGGGACAUGCCCCAGACAGGAGCUCGGAGUGGCAGACGUUCUGGGAUACACUGACCCCAAGCUCCUGGAAGACUACUGCUUUAACUCCCAGACCAUCUUACUGCUGCGGGUUAUUGCGGCCUUCUGUUUCCUGGGGAUCCUGUGCAGCCUGACUGCUUUCCUGUUGGAUGUGUUUGGGCCCAAGCACCCGGCGCUCAAGAUCACCCGCAGAUACGCCUUCGCACACAUCCUCACAGUCCUGCAGUGUGCCACGGUCAUUGGCUUCUGCUACUGGGCGUCGGAGCUCAUCCUGGCUCUGCAGCAGCAGCACAAGAAGUACCACGGCUCGCUCAUCUACGUCACCUUCGCCAUCAGCUUCUACCUGGUGGCGGGGGCGGGGGGCGCCUCCAUCUUGGCCACGGCUGCCAACCUGCUGCGCCACUACCCCAGCGAGGAGGAGGAGCAGGCCCUUGAGCUGCUCGCUCAGAUGGAGGAUGGCAGCGACGCCUUCCCAGCAGACUACGACAUCGCCAAUCAGUUCCAGCCGCCCCCCGCCUACACGCCAUAGCGGGGUUUUGGCACCGUACUCCCCCCCCCCCCCCCCCCCCCUCCCCCUCCCACGUAUCGAACACCCCCACAGCUGGGAACACGCAACACACACCCCCACUCUCUCUCUUUCACCUGCUGAACACCUCAUAGAUCUCCCUCGGCCAGGACACCCCCACAGCCUCUCUCACCCCCCCCCAAACCCCUCAGAGAAGCCACUGUUUGCCUCGCUGUCACCAGGGACUCCGGCUGCACAGGCUCUGAUUGCCGUGUGAUAAGCAGUUGACAGCGUCCCUGUGUCCUUGCUUCUGCCCUGCCCUGCUCUUCCUGCCCUGCCCUGCCCUGUCCUGUCCUGUCCUGCCCGCCUCCCGUGCACACGCUCUGGAGCGGGUUUCAUCUCGGCUGCUGGUGCUGCGAUCGCAUGAAAUGACCUGUCUGGGGCUACAAUGGGGCUGUUCGUUUUGUCCGCACCACCGCGUGACACGUUCUUGCAGUAGCUUGCAAGUGUGUGUGUGUGUGUGGCUAUUGUGACCGGAGUCCUUCAGAGUGUUUGGUAUUGUCUGGCACGCAUUGUCACGCACAAGUGUAACAACUCGUUUUGUUAAAUGCUUAACUGGUGUAU
Messenger RNA from Clupea harengus (Atlantic herring), 1959 nucleotides. It is a transcript of the gene tmem127, whose product is annotated as transmembrane protein 127. The record is from RefSeq and is a predicted model, not a curated record. The transcript is spliced from 3 exons. Lineage: Eukaryota; Metazoa; Chordata; Actinopteri; Clupeiformes; Clupeidae. Bases 646 to 1359 code for a protein of 237 amino acids. Gene Ontology annotation, biological process: negative regulation of TOR signaling; negative regulation of cell population proliferation. Gene Ontology annotation, cellular component: membrane.